This is a messenger RNA of Pyrus x bretschneideri (Chinese white pear), 5220 nucleotides long. RefSeq names its product pleiotropic drug resistance protein 2-like. Bases 182 to 4582 code for a protein of 1466 amino acids. Lineage: Eukaryota; Viridiplantae; Streptophyta; Magnoliopsida; Rosales; Rosaceae. The record is from RefSeq and is a predicted model, not a curated record. Gene Ontology annotation, cellular component: membrane. The transcript is spliced from 18 exons. Gene Ontology annotation, molecular function: ATP binding; ATP hydrolysis activity; ABC-type transporter activity.
UAUAUAUGUAUGUAGUCUCAAACACCCUUAUAUUAGCAGACCUCAUCACAUUUCAUCGCGGUACCUUGUGCAACAAGUAAACAAAUUGUUAAAUACAUGCAUUGUGUGUGCAUGGUUGGUAUUCUUUUCAAUUCAUAAGUGCUUAGUUAUCUUGAAUUUCUAGUGACCGGAAAGUUUACAAAUGGCGGGAGCUUUGGCCGGAGAUGGCCUGGUGCGGUCUGCAAGUAGCAUGAGUUGGCGGUCAAUAAGCAUAAAAGAUAUGUGGAAUGAGCAGCCAGACGUGUUCCAGAAGAGCAGGGCCGCCGAAGAGGAGGAGGAGCUUAGGUGGGCGGCGAUCGAGCGGCUACCAACGUAUGAUAGGCUGCGGAAGGGGAUGUUCAGGAAGGUGUUGAGCAAUGGUAGGGUGGAGUAUGGUGAGGUUGAUAUUACUGAGCUUAAGACAGAAGAUAAGAAGCAGUUGAUGGACAGCAUAUUAAACAUUGUUGAGGAAGAUAAUGAGAAGUUCCUUAAGAGGCUUAGAGACAGAACUGACAGGGUGGGAAUUGAGGUUCCUAAGAUUGAAGUGAGAUUUGAGCACCUAUCAGUGGAGGGAGAUGCAUAUGUUGGGACCAGGGCACUUCCAACUCUGAUCAAUUCCACCUUAAAUGCAAUUGAGGGGGUUCUUGGACUGGUUGGGCUCUCUCCUUCAAAGAAAAGGGUAGUCAAGAUACUUCAAGAUGUUAGUGGAAUAGUGAGACCAUCAAGAAUGUGUCUACUUCUUGGACCGCCUGCCUCCGGAAAAACAACAUUCUUGAAGGCACUUACUGGGCAGCUUGAUGAUGAUUUAAGGGUAACUGGGAAAGUCACCUAUUGUGGCCAUGAGUUGUCUGAAUUUGUUCCUCAGAGAACUAGUGCUUAUAUUAGCCAGCAUGAUCUUCACUACGGUGAGAUGACAGUUCGUGAGACUUUGGAUUUCUCUGGACGCUGCCUUGGAGUUGGAACCAGGUACGAAAUGUUGGUAGAGGCAUCAAGGCACGAGAAAGCAGAAGGUAUAAAACCAGAUCCUGAGAUCGACGCAUUCAUGAAAGCCACAGCAGUGGCUGGCCAGAAAACAAGUUUGAUCACAGAUUAUUUUCUCAAGAUACUUGGAUUGGAUAUUUGUGCGGAUAUUAUGGUGGGCAAUGACAUGAAACGGGGCAUCUCUGGAGGGCAAAAGAAGCGUGUCACUACCGGGGAAAUGUUAGUUGGGCCAGCUAGAGCAUUUUUCAUGGAUGAAAUAUCAACAGGCUUGGACAGCUCCACCACAUUUCAGAUAAUAAAGUACAUGAAGCAGAUGGUUCAUAUCAUGGACCUCACGACGGUCAUUUCUCUUCUGCAGCCCGCGCCCGAGACAUUUGACCUUUUCGAUGACAUUAUUCUACUUUCAGAGGGUCAAAUUGUUUACCAAGGUUCUCGCGAGAAUGUUCUCGAAUUUUUCGAACAUAUGGGCUUCAAAUGCCCACAAAGGAAAGGUGUUGCCGACUUUCUGCAAGAAGUAACUUCCAAGAAGGACCAAGAACAAUACUGGUUUAGAAAGAAUCAACCUUACAGAUAUAUCCCCGUAGCUGAGUUUGCUCAGGCCUUCAAAUCCUUCCACAUUUUCCAAAAGAUUUCUGAAGAUCUGAGAGUUCCUUAUGACAGAUCGAAUGUACAUCGUGCUGCUUUGGUGAGACAAAAGUACGGAAUCUCCAACUGGGAACUCUUGAAGGCCUGCUUCUCAAGGGAAUGGCUGCUGAUGAAGCGCAAUUCAUUCGUGUAUAUUUUCAAAACCGUGCAGUUAACAAUCAUGGCUACGAUCGCAUUCACUGUGUUCCUAAGAACGCAAAUGAAAGCGGGUCAUUUAGAAGAUGCACCAAAGUUUUGGGGAGCACUGUUUUUCAGUCUCAUCAAUGUCAUGUUCAACGGGAUGGCAGAGCUUGCAAUGACAGUUAUGAGGCUUCCUGUGUUCUUUAAACAGAGGGAUGCCUUGUUCUAUCCAGGAUGGGCUUUUGGCUUGCCCAUUUGGCUCCUCAGAAUUCCCAUAUCACUGAUGGAAUCAGCCAUUUGGAUUAUUCUUACGUAUUACACAAUUGGUUUUGCACCUGCUGCGAGUAGGUUUUUCAAACAAUUCUUGGCCUUGUUCGGAGUGCAUCAGAUGGCCCUCUCCCUCUUCCGUUUCCUUGCAGCUGUCGGAAGAACAGAAAUAGUUGCAAGCACAAUUGGCACCUUUACCUUGCUAAUGGUCUUUGUGCUAGGAGGUUUCGUAGUUUCCAAAAAUGACAUCAAACCAUGGAUGAUUUGGGGCUACUAUAUUUCUCCUAUGAUGUAUGGUCAAAACGCCAUCGCUAUCAAUGAGUUUCUGGACAAAAGAUGGAGCACUCCCAUAAAUGGUUCUAGCCAACCGACAGUCGGAAAGACCCUCCUUAAGGAAAGAGGACUGUUUGUAGAUGAAUACUGGUACUGGAUUUGCAUUGGAGCACUUCUUGGAUAUUCUCUUCUUUUUAACAUUGGUUUCAUUGCAGCGCUGACAUUUUUAAAGCCACUCAUUGAUUCUAAAGCUGUGAUCGCGCAUGAAAACUCUGAAAGAAAAACGAAGAAACAGUUGACAGGUACUGAUAAUUCAGCAGGUAUCAGUUCUUCAAACAAUGAAGCUAGAAGAGGAAUGAUGUUGCCCUUCCAGCCGCUUUCACUUGCUUUUAACCAUGUGAAUUACUACGUGGACAUGCCUGCCGAAAUGAAGAGUCAAGGGGUUGAAGAGACCAGACUGCAACUGCUACGAGAUGUCAGUGGCACUUUCCGGCCUGGUGUUCUUACCGCAUUAGUAGGGGUCAGCGGUGCUGGGAAGACAACCUUGAUGGAUCUCUUAUCCGGAAGGAAGACUGGCGGGUACAUUGAGGGAAGUAUAAGCAUUUCUGGGUACCCAAAGAACCAAGCUACAUUUGCUCGAGUUAGCGGUUAUUGUGAACAAAAUGACAUCCAUUCCCCCUAUGUGACUGUCUACGAAUCUCUUUUAUAUUCUUCAUGGUUGCGUCUUGCUUCAGAUGUAAAGAAGGAAACACGAAAGAUGUUUGUUGAAGAAGUGAUGGAACUCAUUGAACUUAACCCGUUGAGGGAUGCUUUAGUCGGACUUCCAGGAGUAGAUGGUCUUUCGACUGAACAGAGAAAGAGGCUCACAAUAGCUGUAGAAUUGGUUGCUAAUCCUUCCAUUAUCUUUAUGGAUGAACCCACAUCAGGGCUUGAUGCUAGAGCUGCUGCAAUUGUGAUGCGCACUGUAAGGAACACGGUAGAUACUGGUCGAACUGUAGUGUGCACAAUCCACCAACCAAGCAUUGAUAUUUUUGAAUCCUUUGAUGAGGUAUAUAUCUUUCGUCUUUGGACUCGAUUGUCACUUGUAAUGGUUUCUAACUUUGUCAACUUUGACAUUGUAUCUUUUCGUUUGCAGCUACUUUUGAUGAAAAGAGGAGGAAGUGUUAUUUAUGCAGGACCACUAGGUAGUAAUUCUCAUAAACUUGUGGAAUAUUUUGAGGCUAUUGAAGGGGUUCAGAAAAUAAAAGAGGGUUACAAUCCUGCGACAUGGAUGCUAGAGAUCAGCUCCACUGCGGUUGAGGCACAACUUAACCUUGAUUUCUCAGAAGUUUAUGCCAAUUCCGAACUCUAUCAGAAGAAUCAGGAGCUCAUCAAGGAGCUAAGCACUCCGCAACCAGGUUCCAAGGAUCUUCACUUCCCGACCAAGUACUCGCAAAGCUUCAUAACUCAGUGCAAGGCUUGUUUCUGGAAACAACACUGGUCUUACUGGAGGAAUUCGCAGUACAAUGCAAUCAGGUUUUUCAUGACAAUUGUUAUCGGUAUCUUAUUCGGCGUAAUCUUUUGGGGCAAAGGAAGCCAGAUACACAAACAACAAGACCUGAUUAAUCUAUUGGGAGCUACAUAUUCUGCUGUUCUUUUCCUUGGAGCCUCCAACGCUUCUUCGGUGCAAACUGUUGUGGCAAUUGAGAGAACAGUAUUUUAUCGGGAAAGAGCAGCAGGAAUGUAUUCCGAGUUGCCAUAUGCAUUUUCUCAGGUGGCUAUAGAAACAAUUUAUGUUGCAAUACAAACCUUCAUCUAUUCUCUUCUACUCUAUUCCAUGAUCGGUUACCACUGGAAGGUCGAGAAGUUCUUGUACUUUUACUACUUCAUAUUCAUGUGCUUCACGUACUUCUCUAUGUACGGGAUGAUGGUCGUUGCACUGACUCCCGGCAGUCAGAUUGCUGCCGUUGUUAUGGCAUUCUUCAUCAGCUUCUGGAAUUUAUUUUCGGGCUUCCUCAUUCCCAGGCCGCUAAUCCCGAUAUGGUGGAGGUGGUACUACUGGUGUUCCCCGGUUGCUUGGACAAUCUAUGGCGUUUUCACAUCUCAACUCGGGGAUAAGAAGACAUUACUCGAAAUUCCUGGCUCAGCGCCAAAGCCGGUGGAUGCAUUCCUUAAGGAGUACUUGGGAUAUGACUAUGAUUUCCUUGUAGCAGUAGUCUUUGCACAUCUUGGUUGGGUGCUCCUCUUCUUCUUCAUCUUUGCCUACGGCAUCAGGUUUCUUAACUUCCAAAAGAGAUAGAAUUUUCCAUGUGCUUUCAAAGAACAGAUUACAGAUAAGACAGAUCGAUGUGUGCAUGUUUCAUUCGCAAUCCUAGGCCAAAGUAGUGAUCUUUGGCUAGACAGAUCGAUGCGUGUGUGUGUUUAACUCUACAGAUAAGACAGAUCAAUGCGUGUGUGUGUUUACAAUCAAUUUUUCUCUGGAAGCUUGGAUGUAAAAACUGUGUGGAAUGGAGUAUGAUCAUCAACUUCUCAAAACACAUGACAGUGUGUAGCACAAAUCUUUCCAGCACGUGUUACAUUGAGCGAACGGAGUUGCAAGAUUCUAGCCCAUCUGACGAUAAAUUGAAACAGCAUCCAGUGACGAGACUUCAGCAGGCAGCCAAUGCUGAUUACAUCCUGAAACCAAAAGCCGUGAAAACUUCAACGACAAGAAAAGUCAUACGAACUACGUCUAUUACUGCAAGCAGUAUACAAAAUAAGCCAAGCAUCAAAUUCAAGUUUACCAUGCUUGAAAAGACAAAAUAAUGAUGGCUUUUAUUGAAACAAAAGGAAUAUGAUUACUAAAUGAGAUUAGGCACAAAUCAUAUGAUCUUAGAGUACAUAAAACACACCGUGCUAUCAGAAUAUAGGAGUUCAUCUUGAUGGUUCGCUCUAAAG